AUGAAAUGUAUUAAUUGCAAUGCCAAGGAUCAUGUCUCCACUGAUGCCAGGAGAUGUGCUUCAUGGAGAAGGGAAAAGGACAUUAAAGAGAUCAUGGCUAUUGCAAACUUAUCUCGAAAGGAGGUUGUUCAAAACUACUCUCUCAAUUCGAAUUAUUAUGAAAUCCUUUCGGAUGCUAUCAAAAACUUCAGAUCUGGUGUCAAAGCGGCUAAGAGAAAAUCUUUCACCAACAAAAUCCGGGAACUCAAUCAAACAUCAAAUUCAAAGGAACUGUAUAGGUUUGUCAAGGCCUGCAAAUCGUCUGGUUCCGAAACACAAUUGUCCCGAUGGAAUAAUGACCUAAACUAUCCUUUUUUGGUGCACAUAAGAGAUCAAGUUUCUGAUAACUCUUUCUCAUCACAGAUCUCCACCCCUCCACCCACUCUAGAUGAUCCAUUUUCUCUUGAGGAAUUUCUCAACACCUUAAAAGCGAAGAACAAGAAACUGUCUGCUGGUACGGAUGGUGUUACUUACAUGAUCAUCAGGAGACUAAGGACGGAAUCAUCCUCUGCACUCUUAAUGGCAAUGAAUGUACAAUGGACCCAAUGCAAACUACGCGAAAGUUUGCGAUCGAUACGUAUUGUGCCAAUUCUCAAGAGGAACAAGGACCCGAGUUUGGUGACGGGCUACAGACCAAUAGCACUCAUAUCCGUUAUGUCAAACUAA
Messenger RNA from Lucilia sericata (common green bottle fly), 705 nucleotides. RefSeq lists its product as uncharacterized. Lineage: Eukaryota; Metazoa; Arthropoda; Insecta; Diptera; Calliphoridae. Bases 1 to 705 code for a protein of 234 amino acids. The record is from RefSeq and is a predicted model, not a curated record. The transcript is spliced from 2 exons.